Molecule: messenger RNA, 2790 nt
Organism: Hippocampus zosterae (dwarf seahorse)
Lineage: Eukaryota; Metazoa; Chordata; Actinopteri; Syngnathiformes; Syngnathidae
Gene: b3gnt7
Product: UDP-GlcNAc:betaGal beta-1,3-N-acetylglucosaminyltransferase 7
Exons: 2
Coding region: 274-1515 (413 amino acids)
Cellular component (GO): membrane
Molecular function (GO): hexosyltransferase activity
Source: RefSeq, a predicted model, not a curated record
GAAAAGCGCAAGCCGGUGUGGGAGUGAGCGGAAACCAGGAGCUGCACGGCACACAAGGACGUCUGUCUUUUUUCCUUUGAUUUGUGUGUGUCUGAUUUUCUGCAGUAAGUUGCAAGAAGUUGACUUUUCAUGUAAAGGAUUCUUUUACGGUCUUGCUCCCAAAGCGUUCAGCGUCCUCGCGGUUCGACUUUUCAACGCUGAGCCAUAUCAACAGUUAAUUGCUUCGUUUUAGAACAUCAACCUCAACAGCUCCACAGACCAGACCGAAGCACAAUGAUGAACAACAGAGAUCGCUGGAAGGUGUACAAAAGGGUGGCUGUCAUGUUCUGCCUAGCAGUGGUGGCACUGACUGUGGUCCAGAGGGGAAGCAUUAACAUGGGGGUUCCGUUCCAACUCGACAGGCGGGCUCGUAUGGAUGCUUCGGAGGAAGUGGACUCUGUAGCUUUACACUCCUCUCAGAGAAUAAAAAGUUUUUGGAAGGAGAGCAAACGCCAGCCGCUCCUGCCUCGUCGGUCAACCACCCAAGAACCCCGUGUCACUGCAGAAAAUAGCGCCACAACCUGGGACAUAACCAGCUCUAACUGUAGCGCCAAUCUCAGUCUCUCGGCCCAGGAUUGGUUUCGGGGCCUAGAGGAUAACUUCAAGCAGUUCAUGCUUUACCGGCACUGUCGCUACUUCCCAAUGCUUCUCAACCACCCCGAGAAGUGCUCGGGGGAAAUAUAUUUACUCAUGGUGAUCAAGUCAGUGGCUACCCAGCAUGACCGUAGAGAAGUCAUUCGGAAAACCUGGGGGAAGGAGCGAGUGUUGAAUGGCAAGAGGAUAAAGACGCUUUUCCUUCUCGGUCAACCGUCCAACCGUGCCGAAAGGGCAAACCAUCAGAGGCUUGUGGAGUAUGAGAACCGCAUCUAUGGUGAUAUCCUCCAGUGGGGCUUCUUGGAUAGCUUCUUCAAUCUCACACUGAAGGAGACCCAUUUCCUCAAAUGGUUCCACACCUACUGCCCAAACGUUCACUACAUCUUCAAGGGAGACGACGAUGUCUUUGUCAAUGUGGAGAACAUUUUUGAGUUUCUGGACAGCACGAGCCAUGCGAGGAAUCUCUUUGUAGGCGAUGUGAUUUUUAAGGCGAGGCCAAUCCGUAAAAAGGAAAAUAAGUACUACAUCCCACAAGCUUUGUACAACAAGACCCAUUACCCUCCGUAUGCGGGUGGAGGGGGGUUUCUGAUGGAUAGAACUGUGGCCCGGAGGCUUCACUGGGUAGCGGACACCCUGGAGUUGUACCCCAUUGAUGAUGUCUUCUUGGGUAUGUGCCUCGAGGUCCUCCAGGUCGCUCCGAUCAAACACAACGCCUUUAAGACGUUUGGCCUUGUGAAAAACAAAAGCAGCAAGUUGAAUAAAGAACCUUGUUUCUUUCGCAGCAUGAUUGUUGUUCACAAACUGCUCCCAACGGAACUCAGACACAUGUGGAAUCUGGUCAACAGUGACCUGGUGUGCUCGCAAAAAGUCACGAUCCUAUAGCUUGGCGAGGACGAGGAAUGGACAGCGCCGAGACGCCAGCUGAAUCUUGUUGUUUGUCAUAACAGUCAAAGGCAAGCAUUGCGUACUCUCCUUUCUGUGGAGAGAGACUGCAACAGCAUUUGCCAGUUCCGCGCUUAUAAAGUCACGCAAAUUAUCGAGUGGGAAAUGUGGGUAUUUAUAAGGCAGUUCAAUGACCUGCAGUUGAAUAAAUCAUUUGCAGCACGUUGUACUUCUUUCACUGGUCUCUUAAGUAGAAGACAAUGACUGACUGUUGAUAAACCCAUCAAUGUGAAUACAAGUUAUUGUUGCUCAACACAGAUGUGAAUGUUUCUGCCUGCCCAAAAGAAUGAAUAAUUGUUAGUUGUCUUUUUUUUUUAUCUUAAAGGCUAAAAUGACAGUUGUCAAUAUUUAGCCUCCCUGCCCCAAGAGGCCAGUGUCUGCAAAGCCAUCAAUGCACAUCCAUUGUGCAUUUUUGUGUACGAAAUAUUUCAUAUUCCUUUACCUUGGACCAGUAUAUGUGUGCCAAAAAGGCUUAAACAAUUACAAAUUAAGAGAAUAUCUCCCGGUGAUCCAGACUUUAUUUCAUUUCCAUUAUUCAAGGUGAACAUCUGGACAUGCAUGCCGUUGCGACUUCCAGCUUGUCCCAUCAGGGGUCGCCACGGCCUGUUACUCAAUCACAUGAUUUGCAUGGCGCAGUUUUUUGAGGCGGCUUGAUUUUUUUUUUAUUUAAUUUAAAUAUUAGAUGUCCUUUGAAGCAAACCAUUCAUUUUUAACGGGGCUUGGGACUGUGGCUGGGAAUCAAACCCAGGACAUAUUAAUGAAAGGCAGAAACAUACCACUAUAAUACCAGUGCUUUGUUUAGACAUGGAUCAAUAUUUCAAUUCAUUCUUUGUAUUGCAGCGGUCCUUGCACUUGGCAAAGAAUAUGACUGAAGUGGACAUCUGCUACUCCAUAGUAGAUAGUACUGGAAAUGUAAAAAAAUGAAAUAAAAUAACUAAGAUGCGCACUGCCCAUAUAAUUGAAUGUGCUGAUAUACUUGACAUGAUAUUGAUAGGUUUACAUUAUGACCCUGUACUCAAACUAUUACUGGUACGAAUAUGCAACACGUUAAUUUAAGAGUCCUGUCAUUGACAAAUGGGUGUUAAAUGUGGGGUUGAUAUUUAAUUUAAAGCAUGGAAUCGGUGAUAACUGUGUUGGGAGUGGAUGUUAAUUAAACAAUGUUUGAUAUGUGAAUAUGAAAGUGUAAAUAAAUGUCCUGUUUUGGUCCAAGCAUAA